Cooperia oncophora is the source of this 237-nucleotide messenger RNA. NCBI's taxonomy places the organism in Eukaryota, Metazoa, Nematoda, Chromadorea, Rhabditida, Trichostrongylidae. The record is from the annotation of a GenBank genome assembly.
AUGAGGGCAAUCUUCGGGAGAGACAAACGCAACUUGGACCAUUUGAAGAGGGACAUUGACAUAGAUGACCACAAAAUCCCACUCGAAGAACUGAUUCUCCGUUUGAAAACGGAUAAAGAAUUGGGCCUUUCAUACGGAGAAGCGGCAGAAAGAUUAAGAAUGUACGGACCAAACACUUUGACCCCUCCUUACAAAACUCCAACAUGGAUCAAACUUCUGCAAAACCUCUUCGGUUAG